CCACCUACCAAAACGUAUCGCCUCGUUAGGGUUUCUCCCAGGGUUUUUCCCCCGCGCCGCCGCCGCCGCCGCCGCCACCCCGCUCCUCCGGAUCGCCGCCAUGGCCGCCGCAGCCACCGCUGCCGACCAGGCUACGAAUUUGCUGCAGAAGCUAUCCCUUGAUGCCAAGACCGAGGCCAUAGACGCGCCGGCGGCGAAGGAGAAGGCGACCGGAGGGCUGGGCGGCAAGCUGAAUGGUGUGGCGGCGACUCGGAACCCACGGGGGGCCGAGCAGUGGGCAAAUCCACAGGAUUACAGCGAUGCAAGCAUGUAUUAUGGCGCCUACCCUGCUGCUUACUAUUGCGCAGGUUGGGGUGAUUAUUCCAUGUACUUGAGUCAGGAUGGAGUGGAAACACCUACCGCUGGUGCCUAUGGUGACAUGUACUGCUAUCCUCAAUAUGGGCCUGAUGGUCAGAUGUAUGGGUCACAGCAAUAUCAGUACUCAUCAUCAUACCACCAGCCGCAGAACACUGCCACUAAGCCACAAUACAAGUCUAAAACUGACAAGCUGGCCCCAUCAAAAGAGAUUUCCUCUACUGUUGCUGAUCCGCUGCAUGCCAUAGUCAGUGCUGCUCCCAAAGCCACUUCAAACAGUAUUGAUGAUGUUAAAGGUCUGAAACCAAGUGGGAACAAUGGUAGUUACCUGAACCCAAGUAGCAGACCAGCGUAUCCAUUUUAUGGUGGCCAAAUCUACCAGGGAAAACAGCAGAUGCCUUCUAUUGGCAAUCCUACUUCAACUGAUUCAAAUCCUAAAAGCAAGGUUCAGUUGAAGAAUCAGAAUACUCAACCUCUUCCUCCUCUGAUGAGUUUACCUAACUCACCGGUUGCUUCAAUGUACGCUGGUAAUGGGAUGUACAACAGCAAUGCCUAUGGUGGCUUUUGGUAUGGAUCCCAAUUUUAUGGGCCAGGAAUGUAUGGUGGAUGGAAUAAUCUGUCGGAUGGAAAAUACAAGCCCCGAGGGAGGACAGCAUAUGGAUCAUAUGGAUUUCCCAAUGAAAACCUUGAUGGUUUGAAUGAGUUGAAGAGAGGACCACGAAGUGGACUCUCUAAUAUCCAACAGGGCUUUGGACCAGCUGCUGCGACAGCUGUGAAAGCACAGGAUGUUUCUGCUACUGAUGGCUCUAAUGCAGUUGUGCAGGAUCAGUACAACCGGCCUGACUUCGCUGACACUUACGAAAAUGCCAAAUUCUUUAUUAUUAAGUCAUACAGCGAGGAUGAUGUUCACAAGAGCAUCAAGUACAAUGUUUGGGCAAGCACACCCAAUGGAAAUAAAAAGCUUGACAGUGCUUAUGUAGAAGCUAAAUCUGUCAAUUCUCCUGUGUUCCUUCUCUUCUCGGUCAACACCAGUGGGCAGUUUGUUGGUCUUGCUGAGAUGGUUGGUCAGGUUGAUUUUGACAAGACGGUGGAACACUGGCAGCAAGACAAGUGGACUGGUUGUUUCCCUGUCAAGUGGCACAUUGUCAAGGAUAUUCCCAACAAUUUGUUAAAGCACAUCAUUCUCGAGUAUAACGAAAACAAACCAGUGACAAACAGCAGAGAUACACAGGAGGUCAAGCUCGAGCAAGGCCUUCAGGUGUUGAAGAUUUUCAAGGAUCAUGUCUCCAAAACAUCCAUCCUGGAUGACUUCAUCUUUUAUGAUAACCGUGAGAAGAUAAUGCAAGAGAGGAAAUCACAGCGGCAGCAUCAACUGAAGAAGAUCACGAGCCCGAAGCUGCUGCCUACUGUUGACAAUGCUGAAAAUGACUCUGGCAAUGCGCAGGAACCACAGAAGCCUGAAGUUACCGGAGAGGAAGAAUCUGCUGCGGAAGACAAUGUGGUGGCGGCUGCCGUGACUGGUGUUGCCCCGAAAGAUGCUAACCCCACAGCCGCAAGCUUGGCUGUUGCAAAUGGCUGCUGAUUUUUUUGUCUGUUGAGUUGUGAGUAAGGUGACAUGACAGCUUGGGAGUUUUGGAGGAGGCUGGGGCGGCAGUUCAACUGUUGGAGGCAAUCAGGGUUCUGUUGGGGUUCCGUAGGUGUUUUUGCAGAAAGUUCGAUGGAUAUGGUUAGGUUUCUCUUGAGAUUUCCCCUCUGUAUUAUUAUUUCUCUAUCUUGGAGCUGAGUUCGGUUGGUAGGAGAUAGAGAUCAUCAGUUGUUGAUCUGGGGUGGUGGUGGUGGUGGUGUGUUGUCUUUUUUAUCUUGUUGUUGUUAGGAAAUGUACCUAGGUGUGGUGAUUUGUACUGGUUUUGCAAGAAGUAACUUGUCUGUUUCAGAGUUGUUUA
This is a messenger RNA of Hordeum vulgare subsp. vulgare (domesticated barley), 2297 nucleotides long. RefSeq names its product YTH domain-containing protein ECT3-like. Gene Ontology annotation, biological process: mRNA destabilization. The transcript is spliced from 9 exons. Lineage: Eukaryota; Viridiplantae; Streptophyta; Magnoliopsida; Poales; Poaceae. Gene Ontology annotation, molecular function: mRNA binding. Bases 101 to 1936 code for a protein of 611 amino acids. Gene Ontology annotation, cellular component: cytoplasm. The record is from RefSeq and is a predicted model, not a curated record.